Molecule: messenger RNA, 1296 nt
Organism: Trypanosoma theileri
Lineage: Eukaryota; Euglenozoa; Kinetoplastea; Trypanosomatida; Trypanosomatidae
Exons: 1
Coding region: 1-1296 (431 amino acids)
Biological process (GO): mitochondrial respiratory chain complex I assembly
Cellular component (GO): mitochondrion
Molecular function (GO): protein-arginine omega-N symmetric methyltransferase activity
Source: RefSeq, a predicted model, not a curated record
AUGCUUAAGAGAAGUUUAUUUCCUAAAUUUUGUGGUUCCACAGUUCGUCUCGCAAGUUUACAUGCGAGUGAAAUAUCAACACCUGAUCGCGCGACAGUUAAUUCAAAAAACAGAAAAGAGUUAAAAACUCCACUUUGUGUAGAGUUAAUAAGCAAAAUGUCUUCACAGGGGUAUUUCCCAAUGUCACAGUUUGUAAAAGAAUGUCUUACUCACCCACAUCAUGGAUAUUACUCCGCUAAGAAACAUGUUAUUGGUAGUGAAAGGGCUGAUUUUAUUACUGCUGCAGAAAUACCUUUUUUUGCAGAUGUUAUUGCAGCUUGGGUUAUGGAUGCAUGGCAGAAAAUGGGAACUCCUAGGGUUCUACAUUUAGUUGAAUUAGGACCUGGAAGAGGAACUCUUAUGAAAAAUAUGCUAAAACAAAUAAAAUAUUCCAAUCCUCAUUUACUUCAUUUUCUGCAAAUACAUCUUGUUGAAGUUGGCGCAGCUCGAACUGAAGAGCAAAAAAAUGCACUUGCAGAGUUUCAAACUUCACAACAAAAAAUAAAAUGGUGGAUGAGCUUAGAGUCUAUUCCAUUUACAUUAGAACCUACAAUAUUUAUAGCUAACGAAUAUUUUGAUGCUUUACCGGUUGCUCAAUUUCGUUUUACAGAAAGAGGUUGGGUAGAAACUUGUUUGGAAGUUGAUGAAGAUCCCUCAAAUGAAGCUCAUUUUCAUAUGGUACAUGCUCCAUCUGGUUCCUUUUCAGCUUAUCUCAUACCUAAUGAGGUUCGUUCAAGUGGAAAAGUAGGAGAUUGUAUAGAAGUUAAUGCAGUAGGUAUGCAAAAUAUGGAAAUAAUAAUGAGAAAAAUGAUUGAUUGUCAAAAAUCUGCAUGUCUUAUUAUUGAUUAUGGAAAAGAUGAACAUAUGCAUAGUACUUUAAGAGGUAUACGUGGUCACAAAUUUGUAGAUCCUUUACUUUCUCCUGGUGAAGUUGAUCUCUCAUCUUGGGUUAGCUUUAAACAACUAAGAUGGGCAUUAGAACGUUUAGAAACAGCAAGAAGGCAUUUAAAAUGGUUUCCAGUUAUGACACAACGAGAGUUUUUACAAUGGGGUGGGAUUGAUGUUAGGUUGGCACAUGUUAUAAAGGAUGAAGAGACUAAGAGUGCAAUGAAGAUUCUACAGAACUAUCGAAGAUUAAUGGAUAAGGAUGAGAUGGGUCAGAGUUAUAAAGUUUUUGUUACACAAACACGAAAUUUUCCCAAUGUAUCUCCAUUUUUUGAGGAAAUGCCUUUACCUCCCCUAACUACAGGGAGUUAG